Messenger RNA from Penicillium paradoxum, 522 nucleotides. RefSeq lists its product as uncharacterized. The coding region runs from base 1 to 522 and encodes 173 amino acids. The transcript has a single exon. Lineage: Eukaryota; Fungi; Ascomycota; Eurotiomycetes; Eurotiales; Aspergillaceae. The record is from RefSeq and is a predicted model, not a curated record.
AUGUGUACUGUUUGUUUGACGGUUUCUGGUGUCUCGUUCGAGCCCUCCACCCUCUACUGUAAUCUCCUCGACUACGGAUAUUUCCAACCAACCUCCUACGGAAGCCAGUUUUAUGCCUUCUCGACUAUCCCUCCCGCCACCAAGCAGCCCAGUAUAACAACUAGCCGCUGCAGCAUGACCUGUCCCGAGGCCAAUGGUCAAAUCUAUGUCAGCCUAUACGGUAUCUCUAAUAUCUUUCUAUCGAGUCAGCAUCGAGUCAGCCGCUUACAAGAUAACCAGACUUUCUACAUGUGCUAUAGAAUGCGCCACUACACGCCUUAUCUCAACAUCGAGUCGGUUUCAACCCUUGAAAACUGCAUAGAUCUCUGCUAUGCCUCCGCUUCAUGCAGUAGUGUCGUCUUUGACCAGACCGAGAUUACAUGUUACCUUAGCAGCAAUGACAACCCGCCAACUUACAAAGCUAGCCGCUUUGCCAGCACGCACUCUCGAUUGAUUGGUAUAGAGGACGAGAUAGACGGAUGA